Messenger RNA from Fomitiporia mediterranea MF3/22, 1777 nucleotides. Its product is annotated as TPR-like protein. Gene Ontology annotation, cellular component: endoplasmic reticulum. The transcript has 6 exons. Gene Ontology annotation, molecular function: protein-folding chaperone binding; misfolded protein binding. The record is from RefSeq and is a predicted model, not a curated record. The coding region runs from base 127 to 1737 and encodes 536 amino acids. NCBI's taxonomy places the organism in Eukaryota, Fungi, Basidiomycota, Agaricomycetes, Hymenochaetales, Hymenochaetaceae. Gene Ontology annotation, biological process: protein folding in endoplasmic reticulum.
GCGUCCCUCUCAGGCAGUUCCGAACCUUACACGUAGUCUGCAUACGUGUCACCUUAGCAGCUCAGCUCACUCCCGCCUUCACCCUGGAUGCCACCCCGUCACUCAUAGACAGCAACCUUGUGAAACAUGAAGCUUUUACCAUCGUGCCUAACGUUCCUUGUGCUAUCGCUUGUCGCUGCUGCGCAGGCACAGGCAGAGCAGCAACAUCUCGCACCCGAGCUCCAGCCGCUCAUCAACAAGGCGAACGCGUAUCUGACUUCGGGGCAGUUCAACGAUGCUGUUAAGGCUUAUUCAGAAGCUAUUGAGCAAUCACCGACGGACUACAUUCUCUAUUACAAACGUGCAACGGCGUAUUACUCGCUUAGUCGUCACCCAAAUGCUCUUGCAGAUUUUGACAAGGUCCUCGAGUUGACGGGAGGGAGUUUCGACAAGGCCCUGCUCAUGCAAGGACGUAUCCAUGCUCAAGAAGGAUCGUGGUCCGCCGCACGAGACGCGUUGAAACGGUACUCUUCACGGGUGAAGAAUGACGCAAGUGCAGGUGACCUCAUGUUCGAAGUAACAGAAGGCGAGGCAGCAGAGAAAAAGGCCACACAAAGUAAACGCUCGGGGAAUUAUCAAGAAUGUGUCGCCGCCGCAACUGAAGCUCUCCGUAUCGCUUCACAUUCAGGCGACCUCCGCGAACUACGAGCAGACUGCGCGUUAUCAUCAAGUGAUGUUCAACAGGCAGUUGGCGAUCUCGUACGGCUAACGCAUCUCCGACCUGCGUCUAGCGCACUCUUCUUACGCGUCGCGCAGCUCGCGUACUUCCUUCUUCCUCCUUCUCCACAGGCGGCCAGCGCGCUUAAGCAGUGUUUACACUUCGACCCGGAUAGUGCUAAAUGCGCAAAGAUGCAUAAGAAACUGAAAAAGUUCGAUAAGGACUUUGAGAAGUUGAACGCGUUACGGGAGGCAAAUGAUUGGCGCGGCCUCGUCACACAUUUAUUCGGAAGCAAUGCAAAGGAGACUCCGCCUGGUAGUGGGUUUGCAGCGCAGUUCGACGCUGAAGUCGCGAAGGUAGAAGUACCGUCAAAUAUUACGCCCCUCCGAACAAGUGAACGAAGAAAAGACGUGGUUCGUGCACUUUGUGUGGCAUAUGUGAGACUCGAACAGCCAAAGCGUUCGGAGUGGUGGUGUGAGGAGCUUCUCCGAUUUGAAGGGAAUGCAGAGGAUAUAGACGGGCUCGUUGGACGUGCGGAGAUGAUGAUGGUAAAUGAGAAAUGGGAGGAGGCUGUACGGACGUUUGAGAAGGCGUUUGAGCUCAGCGGAAGGUCGAACCAGGAUAUCAUGAAACGUCUACAAAAGGCCCAACGUCUUCUCAAGCAAUCGCGUCAGAAGGAUUAUUACAAGGUACUAGGAGUCCCUCGCGAUGCCGAUGAGCGAACAAUAAAGAAAGCCUACAGGAAAGCAGCAAAAACAGCCCAUCCUGACAAAGGUGGGAGCGAGGAUAAAAUGGCUGCAGUGAACGAAGCGUACGAGGUAUUAUCCAAUCCAGAGCUCCGCACACGAUUCGACAACGGCGACGACCCGAACGACACAUCCAACCAAGGUUCACCCUUCCAGCAAGGCGGGCAUCCCUUCGCACAAUUCUUCCAAGGUGGGCCAGGUGGGUUCGGUGGCGGGAAGCAUGGAGGGUUCCAGUUCCAACAGGGUGGUGGGAUGCCCUUCUCGUUCCAUUUUAGUAGUGGAGGGAGACAUUGAUAUUAGAGGCAUUAGAGGUAUAGAGUGUAGAAGGGUAGGG